Molecule: messenger RNA, 659 nt
Organism: Lactuca sativa (garden lettuce)
Lineage: Eukaryota; Viridiplantae; Streptophyta; Magnoliopsida; Asterales; Asteraceae
Product: non-specific lipid-transfer protein 1
Biological process (GO): lipid transport
Molecular function (GO): lipid binding
Source: RefSeq, a predicted model, not a curated record
UGAUAGUCCACAUCCCACACCAGUGACAACUCCCUUCCUAAAAAGCAAGAACUUAACUCACACUCUACAAAACACACUCUAGAAGUAAUGGCAGUUGGUGGAAAGGCGGCGUUGGCGCUACUCCUUUGCGUCAUGGUGGCAAACACGGUGGAGGCUGCCGUGACCUGCCAGAUGGUGGUCAGUAGCCUAACACCGUGUGCCUCCUACCUCACUGCACGAGGCCCUGUAACAACCUCAUGCUGCAAUGGUAUAACCUCACUCUAUAAGGCUGCAUCAACCACGGUCGACCGUCAGACCGCCUGCAAGUGCAUGGAACAAGCCGCCGGCAUGGUUCCCGGAAUCAACCUUAACGCUGCUAGUAGCCUCCCUGGGAAAUGCGGUGUCAGCAUCCCCUACAAGAUCAGCCCUACUACUGACUGCUCAAAGGUGCAAUGAAGAGGUGACCAAAGGAGCAAGUACAAGCACUAGUAUAGCAUUGAAUAAGGUUGGCGAUGGCCACUUGGCCAGUACUUGUGUUCGUCUCCAGAUGGCUAUCAUGUACUCUCUGGAUAUUUAUUUAUCCUCUAGUAGUGUGUGUCUUGUAUGUUUGCUUCCGUUGGUUGUAGUUGGUGUUUGCUCUUCGUAAUUACGUUCAAUGAAUCUCGUUUUUUUUUUUUUUU